Molecule: messenger RNA, 839 nt
Organism: Acromyrmex echinatior (Panamanian leafcutter ant)
Lineage: Eukaryota; Metazoa; Arthropoda; Insecta; Hymenoptera; Formicidae
Gene: agt
Product: O-6-alkylguanine-DNA alkyltransferase
Biological process (GO): DNA repair
Molecular function (GO): methylated-DNA-[protein]-cysteine S-methyltransferase activity
Source: RefSeq, a predicted model, not a curated record
UUGAUAUUUUUAAAGCGAGAAAGAGAGUUCUAGAAGCAGUCUAGUGCAGGAACAGAAAACGGUUCAUACGUUUGCGUUUCGAAUUAUUCAAUCUGCUUCAGUAAUUUUAUAAUCAUGGUUGUAUUUCGAAGUAUAACAGUGGAUGAAUACAAGAGUAAUUAUAUGACGUUUCAAUUGCUAUACGCGUGUCAUCGGACACCAAUCGGAAAAUGCCUCAUUGCCAUAACUGACACCGACGAAAGUGUGACGUACUUGAAAUUUAUUGACAAUGAAUACGAUGGUGAGGCGACUGCUCUCAAAGAUUUAAAAGCGAAAUGGCCUUUAACUCAAACAUUGAAGGAUACUGAUAAUAAAACAGAUGCUGUUAUCGCGAAAGUCUUUCAUCCCAAUUAUUCACAGCUUAAUUCUAUUCAUGUUUUCAUGAAAGGUACGAAAUUCCAAAUUAAAAUUUGGAGAUCUUUGACUGAAAUCCCUGGAGGAACGGUCACUACGUACGGGGAAGUCGCACGGAUGGCGGGUUGUGAUUCUAAAACUGCAAUAGCAGUAGGAAAUGCAUGUUCUAGGAAUUAUGUUGCCUAUAUUGUACCAUGCCAUCGUGUGGUAGCAAAAAACACACAUGUUUGUGGCAUCAAAAAUGCUUGGAAAAUUGAGCAAAAAGGAACUAUCUUGGAAUAUGAAAAACAGCUCUAUGCGUAAAUAUUGUAAAUUAAUGUAUGUCAUACAAGUACAGAGCAUAACAUUUAAUUAUUAUAAUAAAAUGUUAUAAAUUUGAUAUUUGCCAGUACAAUGAAUUCUAAAUACAGCCUAUAUCAAAUUUAUAAUACUCAACUUCUGUCUAA